UUCUUCUACCUUCCCCCUCUCUCCUUCCAUCAUUCACCUCAUCCCCCACCUCUCUCUCUCUCUCUCUCUCUCUAUUCAUGGGCUAAAACAGAGCCCAAGCUGAAGCUCCUAUACCAAUGGCAAGAGUUGUGACUUUGUGCAGCAAGUUCCUUUCAAUCUUCAUCCUCCUGCUCCACCUCGGUUGCUUCAUUUUAACCACCAGUACCAAAGACCACCGACAUUCAAAGAAACGCAGAGCUUCUCACCUUUCUCUGCCCUCUCCUUCAUUCAAAACCAACAAAGCUCUCUCCUCCUCUUGGUCCUUCUUCAAACGCAUCUUCUCCUCCAAACCCUGCCAAACCAGCAGCGCCACCCAAACACACCCAACCACUCCCAACACCACGCUAUCCUCCGCCAGAUCAUCCCAGCACUCCAUCGUCCCGAUCAUCCCACCCGAAACCUACUUAUCUGACGCUGGCGGCCGUAGAAAACAAUCCGGGUCUUGCUUAGAAUCCGAUAUCUCCGCCGACAACCCGUUCUUUCCUCUCCGAAACGAUAUCUUCCCCUGCACAGCCUGCGGCGAAAUCUUCCCGAAACCCCAGCUCCUGGAACAACACCAGGCAAUCAUUCACGCUCUCUCGGAGCUUGUCGAUGGCGAUUCGAGCAAGAACAUCGUCCGUAUCAUAUUCAAAACCGGUUGGACCGACAACCAGAAGACCCCGAAAAUUCAUCGGAUUUUGAAGAUCCAUAACUGCCCGAAGAUACUCACGAGGUUCGAGGAGUACAGAGAGUUGGUGAAAGCUAAAGCUGCGCGAAACGGCGCCGUUCGGAGGCGAGACGAGAGGUGUAUAGCCGAUGGUAAUGAGCUCUUGAGGUUCCACUGCUCGACUUUUCUCUGUGAUUUGGGAGUCGAUGGGAAUUCCAGCAUUUGUAGCCAGCAGUAUUGUAGCGUGUGUGGGAUUAUCAAGUCCGGCUUCUCCCCCAAGUUGGACGGAAUUUCCACGCUGUCGACUAGCUGGAGGGCACACGUGGCGAUUCCAGAGGAGAUCGAGGAGGAGUUCAGGUUCAUGAACGUGAAGCGGGCCAUGCUGGUUUGCCGGGUAGUGGCGGGUCGGAUCGGGUGUGAGUCGGAUGAGGAUAUGGACAAGGAGGAUGGCGGGUUCGACUCGGUGGUCGGGAGGGGUGGGAGUGGGGCCCACACGAGAGUGGACGAGGAGGAGCUGUUGGUGUUUAAUCCUAGGGCUGUGCUUCCUUGCUUCGUGAUUGUGUACACUGUGUGAGUAUGUACUGUGUAUGUAUGAAGUAUGAUCAAAGGUGGUCUUUCUUUCUUAGUCAUGGAAUGUGAUUUGUGAUGUGUGGUGCUGAUUGUGUAUUACUGCUUCUGAUAGGCUUCGAUUUGUCUGUGACCCAGUAGUGGGGUCACAGUAGGUGUAGGGUGUCAGUCCCACGUGAACAUAAUGUUGCAGUCAGUCCCCCAUAUAACUGAUUUUGGUUCGAUUAUUAUUUAUUAGAUGUCAUGUUGUAAUAUAUAGUUCCAAUGUGGUUCUAAA
Alnus glutinosa is the source of this 1529-nucleotide messenger RNA. RefSeq lists its product as uncharacterized. Bases 117 to 1259 code for a protein of 380 amino acids. NCBI's taxonomy places the organism in Eukaryota, Viridiplantae, Streptophyta, Magnoliopsida, Fagales, Betulaceae. The record is from RefSeq and is a predicted model, not a curated record. The transcript has a single exon.